Molecule: messenger RNA, 1029 nt
Organism: Indicator indicator
Lineage: Eukaryota; Metazoa; Chordata; Aves; Piciformes; Indicatoridae
Gene: FAM131B
Product: family with sequence similarity 131 member B
Exons: 7
Coding region: 52-1029 (325 amino acids)
Source: RefSeq, a predicted model, not a curated record
GAGGUGAUUGCCGUAGACUGGAAGGGACUGAAAGAUGUGGACCAAAUCAACAUGGACAGCACCAGUUCACUGCAUGGCAGCAGCUUCCAUCGACCUUCUACUGAGCAAACACGGACAGACUUCUCCUGGGAUGGUAUCAAUCUCUCCAUGGAAGAUACGACCUCCAUCCUUCCCAAGCUGAAACGCAACUCCAAUGCUUAUGGGAUUGGGGCUUUGGCUAAAUCAUCUUUCUCUGGGAUAUCUCGCAGCAUGAAGGACCACGUCACAAAGCCGACAGCCAUGGGGCAGGGCCGCGUGGCACACAUGAUCGAGUGGCAAGGCUGGGGCAAAGGCAGCAGCCAGCAGCAGCAGCACACCCACGAGGCCGCGCGCAAGGACGCUGACGCCUACUCCGACCUGAGCGACGGCGAGAAGGAGGCACGCUUCCUGGCAGGAGUGAUGGAACAGUUUGCUAUUUCUGAGGCAACUCUCAUGGCCUGGUCUUCCAUGGAUGGUGAAGAUGUGAGUGUAAACUCAAAUCAGGAGAACCCAGUAGGCAACUACUCUGAGAACUAUCAGGAGCUAAUGGAAAGCCAAGAGCAUAUGGCCCAGACGCAGUACGAUAGCUGGCCUCACUCCUACGUCUCGCAGGGCAUGUAUUGCUUAGGUUCGUCUGAUGCCUGGGAGACCAGUGACCAGUCCCUCAUUGCUUCCCCAGCAACUGGCUCAUACUUAGGCCAGAAUUUUGAUGAGUCCCAGACAAACCUUCAGGAAAUGUGGCCCCUCCAGACUGCUCAGGGUGGCCGUGGGGCUGAGUCCAGCACGUACAUGGAGGACCACAUUGAGGAUGAAGGGAACCCACGGCUGGAGAAGGCUCCUCUCCUAAACAAGAAGCCCUCUCCAGAGGAGGACGAUGCACUGUGCCGGGACCUGGAAUCACUGUCUCCUCGAGAGGAGAUGGAGCACGCUGCUCUGAGCCGCAAAGUCUCAGAUGUCACCUCCUCUGGGGUGCAGUCGUUUGAUGAGGAAGAGGGAGAAACAAACAACUGA